ACUUACACACAUGUUAUGAAGAGUGCGGGAACAACAUGCAUCAUAUUUGAUGUUAUAUUCUUGGAAUCAAAGUAAGGUUAAGGAUGACCAUGUUGAUACCAUGUCACCAGAUAUAAGAUAAGCUGAAAACCAACCAACACCAGGAUCACCUGUCCAUGUCUAUUCUGUUCCUCUGGUAAAAAAGGUUGAAGUGCUAAGGGAGCGGUCAAGAAAUAAACCAGACAUUGUGAGAGAGAUGGAAGAUAGAAAAAUGAAAGAAGUUAAUGAUAUGUCACCAGCUGUUAGAGACAUUUACAACCAACUGCUGUCCCCAGAAUCACACCCAAAUGUCAGUUCACCACCUUUGUCCAAGAAAUUGAAAAUUCUUCAUGAGAAAACCAAGAGUGAACCAGACGGAGUACAAAGACAUGGUGUACAUGUAAACUCACAGAACCAGAAUCCAAAAGAUGCUUUGUCUACACUUAAAGGACUUAUUGGACCAAGAAAGAAGACAGCGUUCAGAGCUUGCCAGUAGGUUGGAAGAAAUCAAGAAAGUGCCCGUUUUCGGAGUAGAGAGAUUCAAAUACUCGCCAUGUGACAUACAGUUUUACACUGGUUUGCCAGAUUACCUUACAUUUUUGGCACUUUGUGAUUUCCUACUCCCAGAAAAGCACAAGAUUAACUCAUUUUAUUACCAGCAAAAAGAGACAGACAGUACAUAUGUUAACAGGAACAGGGGAAGAGACCCAAAUUUAAGUGUCCAGGAGCAACUAUUUUUGGUUUUGUGUUGCCUUCGUCAGGGAUACAGAGAACAAGACCUAGCCCAUAGAUUCAACAUUUCACAAUCAUGUGUCAGUGUGAUUUUUAGUAAAUUGAUAAAACACAUGGGGCAUGUUCUCACAACAUUGAAUAUAUGGGCUCCAAAAGAAACCAUCAACAAAAACAUGCCUCAAACUUUCAAAGACUUGAACUAUGGAAAUACUAGAUGUAUCAUGGAUUGCACAGAAAUAUUCCUGCAGCAACCCUCAUCAAAUUUGGUUUUGCAAACUGUUUUGUUCAGUUCAUAUAAAAACCACCACACGGCAAAAGCACUAGUAGCUAUAGCUCCCCACGGACCAGUGACAUUUGUGUCGGAUUUGUAUGCUGGAUCUGCAAGUGACUUUGAUAUUACCAAAGAUUGUGGAUUAUUGAAUUUGCUGGAACCUGGAGAUCAUGUGAUGGCAGAUAAGGGGUUUGAAAUCCAACCGUUGCUGGAUAAUCUCAGAGUCAGAGUUGACCAUCCACCUGUGUUAAGAGGUGUUCAGCAGAUGUCCGUUGAACAGGAAACCACAACAAGGCGCAUAGCUCGACUGAGAAUCCACGUGGAAAGGGCAAUAGAGCGCAUAAAAAAUUAUCAGAUUCUUCAGGAAAGCUUCCAAUAUAAACAAUGGCGUUUAUUGAAUGACAUAUGGAAAAUUUGUACAAUUCUGACUUACUUUCAAUCAAAGUUGGUUGAAGAGUAUUAAUCAAUACUUAGUUCUAAGUCGUGUUGAUUUCUUGUUGUUUGAUAUUGUCUGACAGAAGAAACUAAAAUUUCAAUCCAUCUAAAGCUAUGUACAGUUAAUACAUCAAUGAUCCAUUACUUGGAAAAUUAGGCAACAAAUGAGUUAUGACUAAACAAUGACUUCUCGUGUAUGUUUUAAAAUUUUUUACACAUCUUCAUCCUCCACCUGUCAAUCAAUACAUAUAAAUAUAGUUUAACAAAUAUCUACAAGUACUUCCUUCAUCUUUUGUUGUGGAACUAGCAACUUCAUAAAAUUCUGCAUGUAUACCAAUAUUUGUAAUUUUUCAUCAUUAAUGUGCUGUCCAAAUGUUUAAAUUUUCAGGUAUACAUGUAGCUCUGCUAACUUACAUGUAGACACAUGUACACCAUACAUGUAUGUCCAUUGUCACCAGUAAUUCACAUAUAUCUAGAUCUAGACAUUUUUUUUCAAAUUAAAGUAUGUGUAUAAAUAUAUAUAUGCAUGCACAUUUAAUGAUGUUCAUGUAUAGAGUCAGAGUUUCACAGCUACUUUCCUGUAGACCAAUUCAGAAUUGUCAAAUGUAUUUGCUUCAUUAGAAAUAACAAAACCGUUGUAAUGAAAUUCUGAAGAGUUUUAUUUCUAUGAAAAUAUUAAGUCAGUUUCAGGGUAUAUAAUAUAUUUUCCGAAUUUAUAUUCCUUUAUUUGAAUGUACAAGAAUGUAUUAUGGUGUAAUGAAACAUUAUGUGCUCCAGCUGGGAUUUACACCUACAAUGUAAAAGCAGUUAAAUUGCAUCACCAGGUGCUAAGUAUGUUGUUACUUACUACCCGAGUACCCCUAAAUUUAGAAAGAUAUUUAUAAUAAAUUGACUAGAAAAAAAUGGUGUAAAUUAUGUAGCUUCAAAUAUACACAAAGAAAUGGAAUGAUUAAUUUUUAUUGACAUAUA
This is a messenger RNA of Ylistrum balloti, 2425 nucleotides long. RefSeq lists its product as uncharacterized. Bases 447 to 1484 code for a protein of 345 amino acids. The transcript has 4 exons. Lineage: Eukaryota; Metazoa; Mollusca; Bivalvia; Pectinida; Pectinidae. The record is from RefSeq and is a predicted model, not a curated record.